GCUAGGGUUUCUAAGCUUCUUCUUUCUUCAAACGCCGCUGCUCGUGAGAAAAACUCGUUAAACCGGAGAGAGCUCAGUUUUGAUCUCGGGAGGAAUCUCAGCAGCCAUGGCGGAGAAAGCAGUCACCAUAAGGACAAGAAAGUUCAUGACCAACAGACUUCUCUCUAGGAAGCAGUUUGUUAUUGAUGUUCUUCAUCCAGGAAGAGCCAAUGUUUCAAAGGCUGAGCUAAAGGAGAAGUUGGCAAGGAUGUAUGAGGUUAAGGACCCAAAUGCAAUCUUUGUUUUCAAAUUCAGAACCCAUUUUGGAGGUGGUAAAUCUUCUGGGUUUGGUUUGAUCUAUGACAAUGUUGAGAGUGCCAAGAAGUUUGAGCCCAAGUACAGACUCAUCAGGAAUGGACUUGACACGAAGAUUGAGAAAUCAAGGAAACAGAUUAAGGAGAGGAAGAACAGAGCCAAGAAAAUCCGUGGUGUUAAGAAGACCAAGGCUGGUGACCCCAAGAAGAAGUGAGGUGUUGAAUAGAGCAGCCAGCUGGAAGAAGGGUUUUAACCUUGCAUUAUCCUUUGCUAUUAGACCUCUUCUAAUUUACAUCUCGAUUUUGUUGUUGUCACUGUCAACUCGUUCUGUCUCGGUUUGGAUUAUGUUUUUAGGUAACCAUGAUCUAAGUUUUUGCUGAAUACAUUCAUUUAAACUUCUGUCUCCUUGAAAAUCCUUUGCUGAAUACAUCGUAGCUUGCACUAAUACCAUGUUAGAAACCUGAGAUGAAUUA
Molecule: messenger RNA, 767 nt
Organism: Eruca vesicaria subsp. sativa (arugula)
Lineage: Eukaryota; Viridiplantae; Streptophyta; Magnoliopsida; Brassicales; Brassicaceae
Source: the annotation of a GenBank genome assembly